Messenger RNA from Suillus bovinus, 1036 nucleotides. RefSeq names its product Gpr1 family protein. Bases 1 to 669 code for a protein of 222 amino acids. The record is from RefSeq and is a predicted model, not a curated record. Lineage: Eukaryota; Fungi; Basidiomycota; Agaricomycetes; Boletales; Suillaceae. The transcript is spliced from 4 exons. Gene Ontology annotation, cellular component: plasma membrane. Gene Ontology annotation, molecular function: acetate transmembrane transporter activity.
AUGUCUGACAUCGAGAAGGCUAAUUCCAGCCACCAGAUCUAUGAUAGGCAGUCCAAGUCCAAUGCCCCUCCCUCGACGCGCAUCGCCAACCCAGCUGCACUUGGUCUAUUCUCGUUCGCGUCCACGACCUUCAUUCUGUCUCUCUACAACGUCAACGCCCGUGGUGUCAUUCUUCCCAAUGUAGUCGUUGGCAUGGCCUGCUUCUGUGGUGGUCUCGCUCAGCUUCUUGCUGGUAUGUGGGAGUUUCCGCGCGGCAACGUAUUUGGUGCAACAGCUUUCACAUCCUACGGCGCGUUCUGGAUGUCAUACGCCACUAUCUACAUACCCAGCUCUGGAAUUAUCGCUGCCUACGGGGAAAAUCUUGAUGAACUAAAUCAGGCAGUUGGCAUUUACCUGAUCACCUGGUUUAUGGUCACGUUCUUGCUCCUGCUUGGUGCGCUACGCCGUAACAUUAGCUUCAUUGCACUUCUGUUCUUCUUGUGCAUCACGUUUGUGCUCCUCGCUGCCGGCGCCUGGACAGGCACGGCCAACCUUUCCAAGGCUGGCGGUGGAUUCGGCCUCCUUACGGCAAUGAUUGCAUACUACUGUGGUCUUUCAGAGUUGCUAGUGAAGGGAGAGAGUUGGUUUGGCCUCCCUAUGGGCACUAUCAAGCAAGAACGCUUAGACUGAGCGGUCGGGACUGAUCAAGUUCGUGUAGGAUGUAGUCAACAUCUUGCAUCGUGGACACUCGACUUAGCUAUUUUCAGUCUUUCCCUCAAAAAUGGUCAGCUUCCAAUCAUUCCACUUUUAUCCUUUAAUGCCCUGCGAUACCCACCCUCCAAUCUGACAGCACAUUUCGCAUAACUAUUCCUUACGGUCCCCCACCUGUAAAUCACUCCUUUGGUUUUGGAUUCCCAUGUGUCCCCGCACAUUCACAUUUCAGACAUUUUGGUUACCACGUUCGAUUAGCAAUGCGAUGAUUGAACAUCUUUGACGUACGUGAAAGGCGAGCGAGCGAUGGAAGCUUUUUACCACGAACUUGGAACUAUCGGUUAAG